Molecule: messenger RNA, 1050 nt
Organism: Lichtheimia ornata
Lineage: Eukaryota; Fungi; Mucoromycota; Mucoromycetes; Mucorales; Lichtheimiaceae
Exons: 6
Coding region: 1-1050 (349 amino acids)
Source: RefSeq, a predicted model, not a curated record
AUGUUCAAGUCUCAAGAUACCACCACCUCCUCCAACACGGCUAUCGCUGCCUCUAUCGUUGCUUCGAUACUCGGCCUGCUUUAUCUACGACGGAAGCUCAUUGCCAUGCCACUCUCAGACGAUGAAAAACUAGAACGCGAUCUUCUCAACGAGUCUGAAUCGCCACUCUUGGCCAAUCACUCGCAAAGCGUUCAAGUCCGUGGACACAAGCUUCGAGUCGUCUAUAUACCAUGCACCAAGCCUGAGGCACCCUUGAUCCUAUUUAUCCAUGGUUUAGGUGGUCAGGCAUCACAAUGGGAGGCACAGCUUGAUUUCUUUGCAAAGCGCGACACAGCCAAUUUGCUUGCAGUUGAUAUGCUUGGAUGUGGGAAAAGUGAGAUUUCAACAGAGUGGGAUGCUUAUCGUACACAAUCGCUCGCCCAAGAUGUGAUUGCGGUGUUGCACAAAUAUGCAAAGGACGACGACGACGACAAGCAGCAAAUUAUGGUGGUGGGUCAUUCUUAUGGGUGUGCAGUGGCUACCUAUGUUGCAGCUUCUUCCUCGAUCAACAAUAUCACGACCUUGGUCCUGAUUGCUCCCAAAGCACAAUUGGAUGCCAAGCAACAAAAAGGCAAACAAUGGAUCCGAUACAUACCCAACUGGCUCUUUGAUCGUGGACGACGUGCGGAUCGUCGAGGUGGACUAUACAGCAAAAGCGUGAACCGGUUUCUUAAUCCAGAUGAGGAAGUAGAUGAUGGUAUUCGGAGAAGACAGCUUUUUUGGAACUUGUCAAGUCGUACACUUGUAUACAAGCGCUAUGUGUAUGGUGUAGAUCUACCCACCAGCGACAUAUACAAAAAGAUCACCGCAAAACAAGUUAAACUUAUAGGAGGAUCAAAGGACACAAUGGUACCGCCUUCAGAUAUGGAAAUCAUAAAUCGUGCUUUGGAUGACCACCAUCAAGAUCUCCCUUUGCUGGUUCAAGGAGCUGGACAUAUGCCGAUGGUUACACAUGCCAACCAAAUCAAUAUGACGCUUACAACACUUGGCCAUCCCUAUUUCUCGUGUUAA